Molecule: messenger RNA, 1318 nt
Organism: Thermothielavioides terrestris NRRL 8126
Lineage: Eukaryota; Fungi; Ascomycota; Sordariomycetes; Sordariales; Chaetomiaceae
Exons: 2
Coding region: 301-1218 (305 amino acids)
Cellular component (GO): membrane
Molecular function (GO): lipase activity
Source: RefSeq, a predicted model, not a curated record
GUAUUUUCUUGACGGGGUUUGCUGCCGUACGUGUCGCGUUGAGCUAGAGAGUUCUCGCUCUUUUCUUUCGGCUUCGCUUGCAGACAUUUGCGGCCCCUCGACAAGCCGAGACCGAGCAGGUCCCCCUGUGUCUAAGGUACCGUCCGAUACCGAGGUUCUCACUGCGCCACAGCGCUCAUCUCGACACUUAUUUGAUCCGGGGCCAUCCUCUGCGGCACAGUUUCUCUCAUUUCACCUACUUGCCUACCUACUGGAGCUCCAUCUUGUCUUCUAUUGUUGAAAUUGCUGAAAAGCGCCAAGAUGGUUGUCGAAAAGGAAGGCAGCAUUGAGAUCGGAGGACAGAGCCUCUACACCAAGUCAUGGCUGCCCGACGGCCCCGCCAAGGCGAAACUCGUUUUUAUCCAUGGCUUUAGCGACCACAUCAGCCGCUACCACACCUUCUUCAGCGCCCUCGCUGCGCGCGGCAUCGCUGUUCACGGCUUCGAUCAGCGCGGCUGGGGCCGCUCCGUCCGCAAACCCGCUGACAAGGGACUCACGGGCCCAACCAGCCAGGUCCUCGCCGACAUGGCCGCGUUCAUCACCCCUCACCUGCCGGCAUCCCCGGCCGACCCGCCGGUGUUUGUCAUGGGCCAUUCCAUGGGCGGCGGCCAGGUGCUCACGCUGGCGUGCCACCCGAGCUACCAGGACUCGCUGGUGCGCCGCGUCCGCGGCUGGCUGCUCGAGAGCCCCUUCAUCGGCUUCUCGCCGGAGGAGCAGCCGAACGCGCUCAAGGUGUUCGCGGGCCGCCUCGCCGGCAAGGUGCUGCCGCACUUCCAGCUCAAGCACGAGAUCCCGCCGGAGCACCUGAGCCGCGACCCGGCGGUGGUGCGCAGCAUCGCCGAGGACAAGCUCAUGCACCACACGGGCACGCUGGAGGGCCUGGCCGGCCUGCUGGACCGCGCCGCCGCGCUGGCCCGCGGCGAGGUCAGGCCGCUGCCCGGCGGCGCCCUGCGCAGCCUGUGGAUGUCCCACGGCACGGCCGACAAGACCACUUGGUUUCAGGCGAGCAAGAAGUACUUCGACGAGUGCACGGGGGAGGUCAAGGAUCGCGAGUUCAAGGCGUACGAGGGCUGGUAUCACGAGCUGCACGCGGACGGGCCGGACAGCGAGCUGUUCUUCAGAGAUGUCGGGGAUUGGAUCCUGGCGAGGUGUGAUGGGGACCCGGAGGCGAAGCUGUAAGGGAGCGAUACGAUUGCUCGGUACGUGGAGUUACAGGACUGGAGGGGGUUAUGUUUUUUGUCGGUCUGCGUCACUGAUAAUACACAUUAUUCGGUUCCUU